CGGAACCGGAAGAAAACAAGCUGAUCAUACUGCUGAUCUGUGAAUGAGAAAGAUGGAAGAUUUAAUCUCAAUAAACUGCGUUAAACUUCUGAUCACCGCUUUAUUUUACACAUGCGUGUGCUCCAGCUCAGUGGAACAGAAGAUCUAUGUUGAGCUCAAUGAAACGGUUCCUUGUGUCCGACUGCUGAACGCCACACAUCAGAUCGGCUGCCAGUGUGAGUCCAUUACAACACUUUCCCACAUGUAUGUGAAGCUGAGUGUGUGUGAUUGUGUUUCAGGUGUGUAUAGUGCGAGUUACGGCUCUGAUCUAGCGAACUGUAACGUGACCGUGUGGAAUCCUCUCGGGAACGGACUGUCCUAUGAAGACUUCGCUUUCCCUGUGUUUGCUCUGAAAGACGAGAAUCAGACUCAGGUCAUCCGUAAGUGUUACGAGCAUCAUAACCUGCGUGUGAACGGAAGCGCUCCUCAGUAUCCGCUGUGUGCCAUGCAGCUCUUCUCACACAUGCAUGCUGUGACCGACACUGUGACCUGCAUGAGACGCACCGACCUGCAGAACCGAUUCGGCAUCAACUCAGAAGUCCUGUGUGACCCGUUGAGUGAUUUUAACGUCUGGACAUCCACUCGGCCCCUCAACAGCAGCGCCAAGGGCCACGCAGCUAACGAGAGCAUCGUCAUCGCAGCCACACGGCUCGACGGCAGGUCGUUUUUCUGGGAACAGGCUCCGGCGGCCGAAGGAACCGUGUCUGGAAUCGUCACCCUAUUGGCCGCCAUUCAAGCCCUCUCUCCUGUCACUCAGGAAGCUCCGCCCCCUCGCAAUAUCUUCUUCACCUUCUUCCAAGGGGAAGCCUUUGACUACAUUGGCAGCUCAAAAAUGGUGUAUGACAUGGAAAAAAACGAUUUUGUUAUUGACAUGAACAAUGUGCACUCCAUGCUGGAAAUUGGGCAGGUAUGA
Messenger RNA from Sinocyclocheilus anshuiensis, 952 nucleotides. RefSeq names its product nicastrin-like. The coding region runs from base 44 to 952 and encodes 302 amino acids. Gene Ontology annotation, biological process: Notch receptor processing; protein processing. Lineage: Eukaryota; Metazoa; Chordata; Actinopteri; Cypriniformes; Cyprinidae. The record is from RefSeq and is a predicted model, not a curated record. Gene Ontology annotation, cellular component: plasma membrane. The transcript is spliced from 7 exons.